Molecule: messenger RNA, 3040 nt
Organism: Etheostoma cragini (Arkansas darter)
Lineage: Eukaryota; Metazoa; Chordata; Actinopteri; Perciformes; Percidae
Gene: daglb
Product: diacylglycerol lipase, beta
Exons: 15
Coding region: 738-2765 (675 amino acids)
Biological process (GO): lipid metabolic process
Source: RefSeq, a predicted model, not a curated record
GGCUCUCUGUUGCAUUAGGGUACCACUAACGGACGGACACGUACUUGUUUUCGUUUUCAAACAAAUCCUUCUCCGUUUAGCUAUAUUUGUUGUUACUGUUGUCUAAACUUUUUUUUGUUUUUUUGGUUUCAAUUAGUAACGUUAUGUAUAUAGUAAUAUGUUGAUAUAUUAACGUAACUAACGUUAGCCAAACAAUGUUAGUGUUUGUGAUACGGGAUUACGUUAGCUAGCUAGCAUUUUUAGGUAUGGCUUUUGAGUAUUUUUUAGCUAACGUUACCUUUAGCUAGAUAGCUAAUAUACUAGUCACUCAAUAAUACGCGUCUGCUAGCUGUUGUUAACUGCAUUAGAUACUUCUAAUAUGUUCAAGCUUUGUGUUGACACGUCGAAAAACGCAACACUGUAUAUGUCAGCUAAAUUUUAGCUUGGUCUUAACUGACCUCAAAUAAGGUGACGAUAGCGGACACGCGCUCACCCAAUACUCAUCUAACGUUAGCGGGUGAAAGGUUCAACGGUAGCUAGCUACACGCCAACGUUAGAUGAGUAACGUUACAAAAUCAUUUUGGCUAUAUUAAGCAACGUAGGAAAGGGACGUUUGAGUUGCCAGCCAGUGUAGCUGCUGCUUUGGCGAAGUCAGGCAUGACUUGAAGUGAAGCAUUGCUCAGGUGAAUCCUAUCAAGUUCAUAGUGGUAACAAGGUAAUUAUCUUCAGUGAGAUAUUCGGUCUUGUUUACUUGCAAAAUGCCUGGCCUCAUGGUGUUCGGUCGGCGGUGGGGGAUCGCCAGUGACGACCUUGUUUUCCCCGGUUCCUUUGAACUGUUCGUCCGUGUGCUUUGGUGGAUUGGCACCAUGGUCCUCUUCAUUCAUCACAAGGGGCAUUUUGAUUGUAAUGGGAGAGCAGUUCUUCACAGCUAUCUGGUUGGACUGUUGGUUGUGCUGGCGCUCAUCAUCCUGUCACUUUGUGCCAUUGUUUACGUCAGUUCCCAAGGAACUAUUACAAACCCCGGCCCACGGCGUUCUAUCCCUGCGCUGGUGUACCUGCGAGCUAUGCUGUACAUCCCUGAGCUGGUGUGGGCCUGUCUGGGAGCUGUCUGGGUGUCUGAGGACAGCAAAGGCUGCGAUCCCGCCACCGUGGGUGCUGUCAUCGCAGCAGUGGUUGCCAGCUGGAUCAUCCUGCUGUUCACUGGGUUGGGCGUGGUAUUUGUGUUUGACCCAAUGGGGAACCCCCGUCCUCCGCCUGCUGCCAUGGAGCCAAUUGGAGUAAGAGACAUGGAGAGCAACGAGGGCACCCAGUUCUUCUCCACAGCUCGCUCACUGGCUGUCAAGGUGUGGGAAAACAGGCUGCGGCUCCUGUGCUGUUGUCUGCCGCAGGACGAAAGCCACCGAGCAGCGUUCUCCAGCAUCGCACAGCUCGUCGGUGGAUUCUUUUCUGACACAGACCUGGUCCCCAGUGACAUAGCAGCUGGUUUGGCUCUGCUGCACCAGGAGCAGGAUAAAAUGGAGCAAAGUAGAGACCCAGAUGUCGUGGUCGAUCACAGCCCUUCCUCUCCCAUUGGAGAAGAUUUGGAGACGGAGUUGGAGAAAGCAGCUCACUGUAUGCGAUUUGCUGCUGCCGCCUAUGGCUGGCCACUGUACGUUUACUCCAACCUCCUAACUGGGCCCUGCAAACUCAGUGGAGACUGCUGUAGAGGUCGCGCAGCCGAGUAUGAAAUCGUCGGAGGCGACCACCUGGGCUGUCAUUUUUCAUCCAUCCUGCACAGCACUGGUUUGCAGUACAGAGACUUCAUCUACGUCAGCUUCCACAACCAGAUCUAUGAGAUCCCCUUCUACGUGGCUCUGGAUCAUAAGAGAGAGGCUGUUCUCGUGGCUGUCAGAGGGACACUGUCACUGAGGGAUGUCCUAACAGACCUGUCUGCUGAAUGUGAGAACCUGCCUAUAGAAGGAGUGUCUGGAGCCUGCUACGCUCACAAGGGCAUGUGCCAGGCGGCAGGUUACAUCUACAAGAAGCUGGUCGAUGAUGGCAUCCUUAACCAGGCGUUCUCCAUUGCACCGGAGUAUAAACUGGUCAUCACAGGUCACAGUCUGGGGGCAGGCACAGCAUCACUGCUAGCUAUCCUCUUGCGCAAUUCCUUCCCCACCCUGCAGUGCUACUCCUUCUCUCCGCCAGGGGGGCUCCUGAGUAAAGCUUUAGCUGAUUACUCCAAGGACUUUGUGGUCUCGGUUGUGCUGGGAAAGGACUUGGUUCCCAGAUUGAGCAUUCCCAAUAUGGAGGAUCUGAAGAGAAGGAUUCUUAAAAUAGUUUCAAACUGCAAUAAGCCCAAGUACCGCAUCCUGCUGCAGGGAUGUUGGUACGAGCUCUUCGGAGGAGACCCUGAUGACUUCCCCACCGAGAUGGACAACAGGAGGGAGGAGGAGCUUAGCCAGCCCCUGUUGGGGGAGGAGUCACUGAUGAUUCGCCACUCAUCAUCCUAUCAGAGCCUGGCGUCCGAUGACUCACCUGCCCAUACCGCGGCCCAUUUACCUCUCUUCUUGCCCGGACGAAUUCUGCAUAUCACAGAAGAUGGGCCGUCAAGGAGAUCCUGUUUUUCCCAGGUCCGGUACCGUGCAGACUGGUCCAAUGAAAUGGCGUUCAGGAGUGUUUUGAUCAGUCCCAGGAUGCUUGCAGAUCACAUGCCUGACGCUGUCCUCCGAGCACUCAACAGUCUGACCAGAGACAAGCCCUUCUCCCUCUGCCCGUCCUCUUUGAACAGCCAGCACAAUACUAUCUGAAUGUGAUAUAGAGACUAACUCCGUCUCUGCUCCCAGGCUCUACAGUAUUUUAAACCCACCGGUUUGUAUGUCUGAUUUUUCUCCACACCUGAUCCAGGACUGUUUCAAAUCCGUCAUGCUCUUCAUCUGCAUCUUGUUUGCAGGCCCGAUCCUAAAGCCCCUUUUCUAUAGAAGACAUUUGGAAACUGGAUUGCAAUGGAAUACAUGAAACCAUAGAGACAUUGUGAGCUCAAUGGAUAAACUUUAAACCAGUUAAAAUGUUGGGGCAUAAGUAC